Molecule: messenger RNA, 2295 nt
Organism: Nelumbo nucifera (sacred lotus)
Lineage: Eukaryota; Viridiplantae; Streptophyta; Magnoliopsida; Proteales; Nelumbonaceae
Product: protein LIKE EARLY STARVATION, chloroplastic-like
Biological process (GO): starch metabolic process; regulation of starch metabolic process
Cellular component (GO): starch grain; chloroplast stroma
Molecular function (GO): starch binding
Source: RefSeq, a predicted model, not a curated record
CCACUGCACUGCUUUCCAACACCAUCGCAACCAAGUCUUCUUUACACACACCGACUCCCCCAACGCUCACUGCCAGCAACUUUACCUCUCUCUCUCUCUCUCUCAUUUGGCCUCUGCAGAAAGCAAGAAAUCCUUCAUUCAGAUUAAUCUGGCAUCAUGGCGGCGGCUCAUUAUAGUGCUCACCCAACUAAACUACGCGUUCCUUUCCUUCCUUCUCCGCUUCACAAGAGAAUGCUACACUUUUUUCUCAAAGCAGCUCCACUGGAGCAAGGAGCGAGAGGAACUGAAAGAAGACUUAGGAAAGAAGGAUCAGAAAUUAGGGCUUCCAAUAGAGGAGAUUCAUACCUCGAUAUGUGGAAGAAGGCCAUGGAUCGCGAAAGGAAGGCCCUUAAGUUUCAGAAGAUGGUCGAGAAUUCUUCUGCUGCCAGAAUUCACUCCGAAGGUUAUGACAGUCCGGACGCACUGGAGAGGAAGACCAAUCAGUUCAAGAAGAUCCUCGAGGUUCCCAAGGAAGAGAGAGACCGUGUUCAGCGAAUGCAGGUCAUUGACCGCGCUGCGGCGGCAAUUGCAGCUGCUCAAGCUCUUCUUAAGGAAAGCCCUCCACUGAAAAAGGAAACUUCUUCAAUUCAUUCAAGCUCGCCAAGGCUUGAUAGGAGUUAUGGAGCAAUGGAGAUGGAGGGGAAUCCAGAUGGAGGUGCACAGGAGGUGGAUUUGUUUGUACCUCAGUCAGGAACUUCAUUUGGAACACCUGGUCCAGAUUUUUGGUCUUGGAUACCUCCUCAGGAUAUUAAUAGAAGUUUUGAGUAUGGUGGUAAUUUGCAGCCAAUAAGAAAGCCUACUUCAUAUUCAAAUUCAUUCAACUCACUGAUGGAGAAAGAACCAUUUGUCGACUUUCUCUCAAUUCCCUUUGAGAGUUCCUUUUUUGAAAACAAUCAUGUUCCACCUCUCCCACCCUUUCAGUCACUCAUUGAAGUUGAAAAGGUGGAUGCUUCUAAUUCCAGUUCAGAUAUGUCUUCCUUUGAAAAGGAGAAGGAACUUGGUGCACUAUUUUCAACAUAUGAGAUAGAAGCAGCAGAUGCUUUCAGCAAGGUCAAUGAAGCAUCUUCUAAUGGAGUUAAUCCAGAUGGUUCAAGGUGGUGGAAGGAAAUGGGUAUAGAGAGACGACCUGAUGGGGUAGUUUGCAAGUGGACACUAACAAGAGGAGUUAGUGCUGAUGAAGGUGUUGAGUGGGAAGAGAAAUUCUGGGAGGUUGCUGACCAGUUUGACUAUAAAGAGCUUGGUUCAGAAAAAUCAGGACGUGAUGCAGCAGGAAAUGUAUGGUGUGAAUACUGGAAAGAAUCAAUGUGGCAGGAUUUUACAAGUGGGAUUGUACAUAUUGAGAAAACUGCAAACAAGUGGGCAAAGAAUGGAAAAGGGAAUGAGUGGCAAGAGAAGUGGUGGGAACAUUACAAUGCCUCUGGCCAAACAGAAAAGUGGGCCCACAAGUGGUGUUGUAUUGAUCCAAAAACACCCCUAGAGGCUGGCCAUGCUCAUGUUUGGCAUGAGAGAUGGGGUGAGAAAUUUGAUGGACAGGGUGCCUGUAUGAAAUACACAGACAAAUGGGCAGAGCGCUCAAAGGGUGAUGGGUGGACAAAAUGGGGUGAUAAAUGGGAUGAGAACUUUGAUCAGAAUGGGCAUGGUAUCAAGCAAGGGGAGACAUGGUGGGAAGGCAAGAAUGGGGAGCGAUGGAACCGCACAUGGGGCGAGCAUCAUAAUGGCUCUGGAUGGAUACACAAGUAUGGAAAGAGCAGCAGCGGGGAACAUUGGGAUACACAUGUGAAGGAAGCGACAUGGUAUGAGAGGUACCCCCACUAUGGUUUUGAUCACUGCUUUGAAAACUCUGUGCAGCUACGGCGAGUUCAGAAACCCAAGACACAAUGAACCAUGAUAAGUUAUAUAUGGAGGUGACUGUUUUUCCCUUUUUCCUUUUACCUUAACCUGAAGGGCAUGAUUCUUUCUUCUGAUUGAGAAAGAUUAAGCUAUAUGUCAGCCAUGUUUUCAUAGACCCGGAGUUCUAAUUCAUCAACUACAGCAUGCAAUCGGACCAUCACCUUUUUUAACAUUAUACUCAAUUAUCAAAUAUAAGGUUCUUUGUUAGAUUUUAAAAUCAUCCAAUUGGUGUAACAGAAGACCAUAUGUAAUACAGUAGUACAGUCUGAUUGCAAGAAGGCAGAACUUAUCUCCCACCCCAUAGAGAGAUAAGAAACAAAAUGACCUAUUUGAGAUCAAUCUUUUAUAUGUACAGUCAGUUUGUCA